This is a messenger RNA of Mesocricetus auratus (golden hamster), 4290 nucleotides long. It is a transcript of the gene Stk11ip, whose product is annotated as serine/threonine kinase 11 interacting protein. Bases 242 to 3577 code for a protein of 1111 amino acids. The transcript has 25 exons. Lineage: Eukaryota; Metazoa; Chordata; Mammalia; Rodentia; Cricetidae. Gene Ontology annotation, cellular component: cytoplasm. The record is from RefSeq and is a predicted model, not a curated record. Gene Ontology annotation, biological process: intracellular protein localization.
UGUCCCUAAGGAGUGUGGCAGCAAAAGUGGUUGGAGUGCCGAUCGCGCGAGUCCAUGGGCUCCCGAAGCCCUGUGUUCGUGGAAAGGGGGUCCAAGGAGACGUUCUUCAUAGCUUCUUCUUGCUUUUGUCAUUACGCGACGCCUCCAUUUACGCGAAAACUGUGGGCUUUUGUCGCCACCGCCCACCUGAGGCUCUUCCGCUUCCCCUUUUCCCAGGCUCCGCCCCCAGCGUCCUGUGGCUAUGACGACCGCUCCGAGGGACUCUGUAGUGUGGAAGCUUGCGGGGCUGUUGCGGGAAUCGGGGGACGCAGUUCUCUCUGGCUGUAGCACACUGAGCCUGCUAACAGCCACACUGCAGCAACUGAACAGAGUGUUUGAACUGUACCUGGGGCCAUGGGGCCCUGGCCAGACGGGCUUUGUGGCUCUCCCUUCCCACCCUGCCGACUCACCCAGCAUCCUCCAGCUUCAGUUCCUCUUCGAUGUGCUGCAGAAAACGCUCUCUCUCAAGCUGGUCCACACCCCUGGCGUCGGCUUUCCAGGACCCAUCAAGAUUUUCCCCUUCAAGUCCCUUCGGCAGCUGGAGCUUCGAGGGGUCCCCAUCCACAGCCUGUGUGGCCUGCGUAGCAUCUACUCACAGCUAGAGUCUUUGAUUUGUAGCAGGAGCAUCCAGGCACUAGAGGAGCUCUUGUCUGCCUGCGGUGGUGACCUCUGCUCAGCCCUUCCCUGGCUAGCUUUGCUCUCUGCGGACUUCAGCUACAAUGCUCUCACCAACUUAGACAGCUCCCUGCGGCUCCUGUCAGCUCUUCGCUUCCUCAACCUGAGCCACAAUCAUAUCCAGGACUGCAGAGGCUUCCUGAUGAGACUGGCCCUGUCUUCCAGUGGUGGCCAAAGAAAACAGGAUCUCUCUGGCUGCUUUAAGUGUUCCUCAGAGCCUUGUCUCCUUCCAGGCAGGAACUUGGAUUUAUCCGAGCUGUACCAUUUGGACAUCUCCUAUAAUCACCUGCACUUGGUGCCAAGAGUGGGACCUUCAGGGGCUGCCCUGGGGAUUUUGAUACUGCGAGCCAAUGAGCUUCGGAGCCUUCAGGGCUUGGAGCAACUGAGGAACCUGAGGCACCUUGAUGUGGCCUAUAACCUUCUAGAAGGUCACACUGAGUUGUCACCACUGUGGCUGCUGGCUGAGCUCCGUAAGCUCUAUCUGGAAGGUAACCCAUUAUGGUUCCACCCGGCACAUCGUGCAAAUACUGCUCAGUACUUGUCACCUCGGGCCAGAGAUGCUGCUCAUGGCUUCCUGCUUGAUGGUGAGGUUUUGUCACCGAAGGAUCUUCAGACUUCAGAAUCUUCAGGGCUUGGUCCCAUGACCCAGCCUCCAUCCUGGCCAGUGGGGAGUACCACUGAAACCUCAGGUGGCCCUGAGUUGAGUGAUAGCCUCUCGUCAGGGGGCAUUGUGGCCCAGGCCCCGCUUCGUAAGGUUAAGAGCCGAGUCCGUGUGAGGAGGGCUAGCAUCUCUGAGCCCAGUGACACAGACCCGGAGCUCCGAACUCUGGAUCCCUCCCCAGCUGGAUGGUUUGUGCAACAACACCGGGAGCUGGAGCUGCUGAACAGCUUUCGGGAGCGGUUUGGCUGUGACUGGCUGCAGUAUAGGAGCCACCUGGAGACCUUGGGGAGCCCCCCUCUCGCCAUCACCAAGACUCCUGCCCUUAGCACCCCUCUUCUGGAUGCCCAGAGCCUGGAGACUGCAUGCAGCCCUGCAGCCACAGGGGGAGCUGGAGACACUGAGGAAUCACCACAGAAGGUGUCAGAGGGCAGGGUGGGGCCGGAGCCGCUUGAAGAAGAGAGGGAAGAGCAAGCCAAAGAAGAGGAAUCCAGAGAGGACCUGGAGGAGGAAGGGGAGCAGGAGCAGGAGGAAGUGGAAGCGGAGCUCUGUCGCCCCUUGUUGGUGUGUCCCCUGCAGGGGCUUGAGGGCAUGCAGGGCAAAGAAUGCUUUCUCCGAGUCACUUCUGCGCACUUGUUUGAGGUGGAGCUCCGGGCAGCUCGGACUCUGGAGCGAUUGGAGCUACAGAGCCUGGUGGCAGCUGAGCUGGAGCCAGAGACUGAGAUUCAAAGAGAACAGGUGCCCGAGGGCUCAGGUCCACCCCCUGGGGCUCCAGUUCUUGUUCUACGCUUUUCCUACAUUUGUCCUGACCGGCAGUUGCGUCGCUAUGCAGUGCUGGAGCCAGAGGCCCAUGAGGCCAUCCAGGAGCUGCUCGCUGUGCUGACCCCGUUCACCAGUGUGAGAGAGCAGCAGCCUGGGGAGGCCAAGGACCCAUGGGGGGCCAGGUGCCAGUGUCUGCGUUGCAGCUGUGAGUUCAAGCCAGAGGAGCCCAGGUUGGGACUGGAGAGUGAGGAAGGCUGGAAGCCUCUGUUUCAAAACCCAGAAUCUCCUGUUGUGUGUCCAAACUGUGGGAGUGACCAUGUGGUUCUCUUGGCCAUGUCUGGGGAAAUUCCUGAUAGAGAGCAGAACCAGGGAGAGAAACCACCAGAUCCCUCUGGGUUCCCUGACCCUGUCCGUGACCUUGCUAACCACAGUGGCCAUCCCAGUGGGUCUGAGGGCGCCCCACCUCAGACAUCCAUAUCCCAUGGCCGUAGCAGCUGGAGCCUCAGUCCAACUCCUGGACAGUCUGGUCUUCGCUCUGUGGACCACCGCCUCCGACUCUUCCUGGAUGUUGAGGUGUUCAGUGACUCAGAGGAGGAGUUCCAGUGCUGUACCAAGGUGCCAGUGGCAUUAGCAGGCCACACAGGGGAGUGUCUGUGCCUUGUGGUUGUGUCUGACCACAGGCUUUACCUGUUGAAGGUGACAGGGGCCAUCUGCGGGCCUCCUGCUAAUUGGCUCCAGCCCACCCUGGCCAUUCCUCUGCAGGAUCUGAGUGGCAUGGAGCUUGGCCUCGCAGGCCAGAGCCUCCGGCUAGAGUGGGCAGCUGGGACCGGCAGCUGUGUACUGCUGCCCCGAGAUGCCAGGCAUUGCCGUGCCUUCCUUGAGGAGCUCACUGGUGUCUUGCAGUCUUUGCCUCGCACCCAGAGGAACUGCAUCAGUGCCACGGAGGAGGAGGUGACCCCGAAGCAUCGGCUCUGGCCGCUGCUGAGAAAAGAUACUUCUGCAGAGGUUCCCCAGUUUUUCUACCUUCGGACCUUCCUGGCUGAAGGUUCCUCUACCUGCCCUGUGUCCCUGUUGCUGACGCUGUCCACACUGUACCUAUUAGAUGAAGACCCUGCAGGGUCCCAGGCAGAACCCACACUCCCAGUGGUGUCUGGGGAAGCCUCUGAGCAGGCCCCUCCUCUGGGGCCAGGUUCUCCCCUGCAGGUCAGGGAACAGCAACCACUCAGCAGUCUGAGCUCUGUGCAACUGUAUCGAACAAGCCCUUUGGACUUGCGGCUGAUCUUCUAUGAUGAGGUGUCUCGACUGGAGAGUUUCUGGGCACUCCGUGUUGUGUGUGGGGAGCAGCUGACAGCCCUCUUGGCCUGGAUCCGGGAGCCCUGGGAAGAGUUGUUCUCCAUUGGACUCCGGACUGUAACCCAGGAGGCUCUGGACCUCGACCGAUGAGGGUCUCCACUGAGCUCGCACUGACUCAGGAGUUGCACUGCAAAAGCCCCUUCUCCUGAUCUCUGGGUCUGUCUUCUUGCCUGGCUGUGGACCUCUCCAGCGCUUGGCCACUGGCUAGUGAGGCCCCAGAUGACCCACAGCUUAAGAGAAGGACAAGAGAAAUGAUCAGGCCCUUGGGUGAUCUGUCUCGUAGAACAGGCUCAGUGGUCAGUGAAAACGUUUCUCCAGCACUUUCUCUCAGGUAUCAGUAAAGUUGUUUCCAUGCUAAGUGUCAUGGGUGGUACGCAGAAAUGUCACCCAUAAAGCCUGCCAUCCCCGAAUCUCUUCCCGGAAGCACGCUUGUUUGCACUAUGAAACCUGUCUCCAGGCCUGCUCUAGCGAAGUAGGACUACUGACCCGGAUACGCCCAGUCCUCAAGCAGGUUGUGACCUAUCUUGUGGCCUUGCAUGAGAUCUCUGCCAGUCAAAGAGCUGGACCUCUUCAGACUUUUUGCUCUUCUCUUUUGAGACAGGGUCUCACCGUGUAACCUUGCUGGCCUGGAACUCACUCUGUAGAGCAGGCUGGCCUUGAGCUCAUAGAAUCUGCCUGCCUCUGCCUCUUAGUGCUGGGAUUAAUGAUGUGAGCCACCAGUUGUGGGAAAAUUGUGAACUUCCCCUGCUCCCCCAAGUUUACAUUUUAGAUAAAGACCUGCAAUAAAAAGUGAGACUCUGUAA